Messenger RNA from Hipposideros armiger (great roundleaf bat), 1227 nucleotides. RefSeq names its product kallikrein related peptidase 5 (gene KLK5). Lineage: Eukaryota; Metazoa; Chordata; Mammalia; Chiroptera; Hipposideridae. The transcript is spliced from 7 exons. Gene Ontology annotation, molecular function: serine-type endopeptidase activity. The coding region runs from base 85 to 1011 and encodes 308 amino acids. Gene Ontology annotation, cellular component: secretory granule. Gene Ontology annotation, biological process: proteolysis; extracellular matrix disassembly; positive regulation of antibacterial peptide production. The record is from RefSeq and is a predicted model, not a curated record.
GCCUGAGAAGUCUGCGGUUGAGCUGGGAGAAGGCUCCCCACCCCCUAACUGGGGGACAGGUGCAGUCCAGCUGGAGGGCGCUGGAUGUCGACUCCUCUGACUCUACAGUCCCUGGGUGCAGUGGCCAUGGCUACAGCAGAACCCUCUUGGAAGUGGAUGGUCUGUGCCCUGAUCACAGCCCUGAUUCUGGGGGUGGCAGGGCCUGUUCUUGCAAAUGAUGUUGAUUCCUGCAACAAGCCCUCUGCCACGGGGACCUCCGGGAGCACCCAGGACCUUGACGCUGAAGCCACAGACGACAGCCGGACGAAUGACAGCAGUGGCAGCCGCAUCGUCAAUGGGUCCGACUGCGACGUGCACACUCAGCCUUGGCAAGGCGCGCUGCUGCUGAAGCCCAACCAGCUCUACUGUGGGGCCGUGUUGGUGAAUCCGCAAUGGCUGCUCACCGCCGCCCACUGCUGGAAGAAAUUGUUCAAAAUCCGUCUCGGCCACCAUUCCCUGUCACCCACUUAUGAAUCUAGCCAGCAGCUGUUCUCAGGGGUCAAAUCCAUCCCCCACCCUGGCUACACCCACCCUGGCCACUCCAAUGAUGUUAUGCUCAUCAAACUGAACAGAAGAAUCCAUGAGACUCAGGAUGUCAAGCCCAUUAACAUCUCCUCCCAUUGUCCAGCCGCUGGGACCCGCUGCAUGGUAUCUGGCUGGGGAACAGUCAGCAGUCCCAACAUUAACUUCCCUAAGGUCCUCCAGUGUUUGAACAUCACUGUGCUCAGUGACGACAGGUGCAGGGAGGCCUACCCAAGACAGAUAGAUGUCACUAUGUUCUGUGCUGGCGAUGAAACAGGCAGAGACUCCUGCCAGGGUGACUCUGGGGGCCCCGUGGUCUGCAACGGCAACCUACAGGGCCUCGUGUCCUGGGGGGAUUUUCCCUGUGCUCAGCCCAACAGACCCGGCGUCUACACCAAACUCUGCCGGUUCACCAAGUGGAUCCAUGACACCAUCCGGUCCAACUCAUGAGUCAUUCCAGGGCCCAGCAUUCUAGUGUCCCCCCCGCCCCCUGCAAGUCCCCAGCCCUGCAGGGACCUGACACUCCUUCCAGACCCCCAUUCCUUCCCAAGGAUUUUGAGGUGUUUAACCUCCAGCCCCCCCGAGUCCUCUGGAAUCAGGGCCCCCUUUCCCUGACCGCGUAUCUCCAGCUGGAUCUUGGGGACACUUCCCAGGAUAGCCAGAAAU